This is a messenger RNA of Bactrocera dorsalis (oriental fruit fly), 713 nucleotides long. RefSeq names its product PRKR-interacting protein 1 homolog. Bases 93 to 557 code for a protein of 154 amino acids. Gene Ontology annotation, biological process: negative regulation of protein kinase activity. Gene Ontology annotation, cellular component: nucleolus. The record is from RefSeq and is a predicted model, not a curated record. Gene Ontology annotation, molecular function: protein kinase binding; double-stranded RNA binding; protein kinase inhibitor activity. Lineage: Eukaryota; Metazoa; Arthropoda; Insecta; Diptera; Tephritidae. The transcript is spliced from 2 exons.
ACAGUUAGUAAGACAUAGAUUUUAUCCUGUCGAGAUGCCCCGUUAUGUUGUGGUAAACAUAAUUUACAUGUAGUGCUUAAACAAUUAUUAAAAUGUUUUCAAUGGAUCCUGAAGAGAGUGAAGAGAAAGUUAAAACUCGAGGUGUUAUAAAGACAGCAACUGAUUUGCAAAGAUUGAAAUUGGAAAAAUUAAUGAUGAAUCCGAAUAAGCCAAUUGUAAUACCUGAGAUUUCCAAAGAAAAAGGUUAUAAUCAAAUAGCACCAUCCUUUGUUCGCAAUGUUAUGGGAUCUAGUGCUGGUGCUGGUUCCGGUGAAUUUCAUGUGUAUCGCCAUUUGCGGAGAAAGGAAUAUUCUCGACAAAAAAAUAUACAAGCAAUGAGUAUCAAAGAGCAGCAAGAUCAAGAAUUUCAAAGAAAGCUUGAACAAAAUAAAUGUAUCGCACAGGAGAGAACAGCUAAAAAAAGAGCAAAACGGUUAAAAAAAAAAGAACGAGCAAAAAAAAGAUCUGGCAAAGAGGAAAUUCUAGAAGACAAAAUGGAUCUGGAGAAAAAUUACUAGCUAUUUAUGUAAUUAAUGUUAUAUAAACGUAAAAUCAUGGACUGAUUAUUAUUAUAUUAGUUGGAUGCCAGCUCAUUGCAUGUAAAUUCUAAAAAUUUUACCAACUAGGUUAUAAUAAUAUGAAAGAUAGAAGUAAUAAAAAAACAACAAUGUUAA